AAAUCCAAAUCAACUUUAGGUUUAUUUUAAUUGCAACAACCAAAAAGCAAGUUUCAUCAUGUAUAUAUUUAUCUGUCCAACUAAAGCUUCCCCCACUAGCCCUUUUAUCUUCCUUGCCAUCUUUUCUUUUCCAACUCACAAACCAAUCUCAAAACCAGUCAAAUUGAACUUGCAAAUACCCAAACUUUCCCAUCUCUUUCUUCUCCUUAACAAGUAAUAACACAUAGAAACAAAAACUCAUCUUUGCUUUUGCUUUUCCACUUUGCUAACUUGAUCUCAAAAAAGACUCAAAUUCCUUGUUAUUAUACCAUCUUUUACAAUAAAUUUAAGGAAAAAAAAUUCAUCAAAAGGGAGUUAAAAGAGAUGAUCCAAGAACUAUUGGGAAGUAGUAGUGCUCCUACAAGUUUUUUAGGUGAGAGAAAGAUUUCCAUACCUUUCUCUUCUCCUCCUUCAACUACAUGCCCUUCUACCACACCAAUUCUUACUACUACUUCCAUUGCAACAACUGCAUCAUCCGCAACUUUGGCUAAUUCGCAAAGUGGUGGUAGUAACAACAACAACAACAACAGCUCAGAGGCUAACGCUAGCCAGCAAAAUCUGAGGUGUCCGAGAUGCGACUCCACCAACACCAAGUUCUGUUACUACAACAACUACAACCUCACCCAACCCCGACACUUCUGCAAGACGUGUCGGAGGUACUGGACAAAGGGUGGAACUCUCCGGAACGUUCCCAUCGGAGGUGGUUGUCGUAAGAACAAGAGCACAACGGUGAGCGGGUCAUCUACUCCUUCUGGGCUAGUGAAGUCAUCCUCAAAUGCCAUGGCUAAGGCCAAGGCAACUUUAUCAACCGAGUUGCUAGUCAAUGGAAACCCGGGUUUUCUAGGAAGUGGGUUGUUAGAUCAUCUUCACCAUCAUCCGGAUCUUCAGUCAGGAUGCUCAAACCCUAUCCUUUGGCCUUCACUUCAACCAAACUCUCAUAUCUUAUCCUUGCUUCGAGGUUCAAACCAGUUCCAUAACCCUAACCCGAUAUCAAGUGGUUUUAGUCAUGUUAAAACUGAGGAUGGUGCUACUACUACCACCAACAUUGGGUUGGAUUCAUAUGGUAAUGGAUCUCAAUCUGGAAUAGGGUCUUUUCAAAGGAACAACCAACACCAAGCAAAUGGGUUCUCAUCUGGGGUUGUUCCAGAUUUCAUGCAAAAUAAUGGGAGCAAUAGCAAUAUUUUAGAGCUGUAUCAAAGGUUAAAAUCAUCAUCAAAUUACAACAGUUAUUGUGGUAAUGAAAAUCAAGGGACGGUUAUUUUAGGCAAUAUGGUGGGAUCAGCAUCGCCUUCUUCUCCUAUGCAUUCGACUAUUUUGGAUUCGGCACCGGUUGGAGGAGGAGACCAUAAUUAUGGAGGUUAUAGCUUCAUGAGUUCUCCUGCAAUGUCUGGUUGGUCUGAUUAUCCAAUAGGACCUGUUAAUGGUGCAUAUCCUUGAAACUGUAUACAUAUAUAUAUGGGCUAGUUUAAUCUUUGCCUUUUACUUUGUUCUUCUUGUUUUUUUGGGGGGUGUUUCUGUAAUUUCAUUUUUUUACUACUUUUUCUAUGAGCUGCCUUUUGCUUAUUGUUUCUCUUCAUUGUAGUUAGUUUGGGGUUUGAGGUAUAUGGUGAAUUAAUAUGGCUAAUCACUCCUUUUGAUCUUUGUAAUGUUGUUCUUGUUUUAUACUUCUAUGUAAGCUUUAAUUAACUUGUACUUUUGAUCUUUGGCUCAGAAGUUGAAUGUCCUGCCCUUGAAAAA
This is a messenger RNA of Chenopodium quinoa (quinoa), 1776 nucleotides long. RefSeq names its product dof zinc finger protein DOF4.7-like. Lineage: Eukaryota; Viridiplantae; Streptophyta; Magnoliopsida; Caryophyllales; Amaranthaceae. The record is from RefSeq and is a predicted model, not a curated record. Bases 364 to 1476 code for a protein of 370 amino acids. Gene Ontology annotation, biological process: regulation of DNA-templated transcription. Gene Ontology annotation, molecular function: DNA binding; DNA-binding transcription factor activity. The transcript has a single exon.